CCAAAAACAACUCCUCUCCCCCUUAAUCUCUUCAUCUAAGAAUCAUUUGAGUGGUUAAGGGAGAGAAGACGGACGGAGAGUUUUUUCUUUUUGGUUACCGGAGAAUUUUGAUCUCUGAUGGCUUCUUCUCCUGCAUCUGCUCCUCCUCCGUCAAACUCUACCUCUUCUCCAUCUCCACCGUCGUCUAAUACCAAUUCAACCUCCUCUUCUCCCCCUGCUCCUUCUCCUCCUUCUCCUUCUCAAGGAGACUCAUCAUCAUCGCCACCUCCUGGUUCAACAUCUCCACCAGCUCCACAAGCUCCUUCUCCUCCUAAUUCCUCUAAUAAUUCUCCUCCACCACCGUCACAAAGAGGGAAUGGCGGUGGAAACGAGCCUCCACCGUCACGCGGCUCUCCUCCUUCUCCUCCUUCUAGGAGUAAUGGAGAUAACGGUGGAAGCAGAUCAACACCAUCAGGAGGCAAUGGCGGCUCUCCCUCGGAUAAUCCUCCUUCUAGCGGAGGCAGCAGCGGUGGAGGAGGAGGAGGAGGAGGAAGUAAUACGAAUAUUGGGAUCAUAGUAGGUGUAUUAGUUGGAGCUGGACUUUUGAUGAUUGUGCUUAUCAUUGUUUGUCUUAGACGCAAAAAGAAGAGAAAAGAUUCUUACUAUCCUGAACCCAUGAAAGGAAAUCAGUAUCAAUACUAUGGAAACAACAACAAUAAUGCUUCCCACAAUUAUCCAAAUUGGAACCUAAAUCCACAAGGCCAAAACCAAUACCCUCCUGGUGGUUGGGGAGGCGGUGGACCAUCACCGCCUCCUCCUCCACCGCGGAUGCCUACAAGUGUAGAUGAUUCUGAAUUGUACUCUGGACCAGCACGCCCGGUUUUGCCUCCUCCUUCGCCUGCUUUAGCCCUUGGAUUUAACAAGAGCACUUUUACUUACCAAGAGCUUGCGGCUGCAACGGGAGGGUUUGCGGAUGGCAACCUUUUGGGGCAGGGAGGAUUCGGGUAUGUUCAUAAAGGUGUGUUGCCUAGCGGGAAAGAAGUCGCGGUUAAGAGUUUGAAAUCGGGUAGUGGACAAGGAGAGAGGGAGUUUCAAGCUGAGGUUGAUAUCAUUAGCCGUGUGCAUCAUCGGUAUCUUGUUUCUUUGGUUGGAUAUUGCAUAGCUGAUGGACAGAGGAUGUUGGUUUAUGAGUUUGUUCCUAACAAUACUUUGGAAUAUCAUCUUCAUGGGAAAAAUCUUCCGGUAAUGGAUUUCUCCACCAGGAUGCGUAUCGCAUUAGGUGCUGCGAAAGGACUCGCUUACCUUCAUGAAGACUGCCAUCCUCGGAUCAUUCAUCGCGACAUCAAGUCUGCAAACAUUCUCUUGGAUUUCAACUUUGAUGCAAUGGUGGCUGACUUCGGAUUAGCUAAGUUAACUUCUGAUAACUACACUCAUGUCUCUACUCGUGUGAUGGGAACUUUCGGAUAUCUUGCUCCAGAGUAUGCAUCUAGCGGUAAAUUAACAGAGAAAUCCGAUGUUUUCUCUUACGGUGUCAUGUUACUCGAACUCAUAACUGGAAAACGACCGGUUGAUAAUACCAGCACUAUGGACGACACCUUAGUAGAUUGGGCUCGGCCUCUUAUGGCUAGCUCGCUAGAAGAUGGAAACUUUAAUGAGCUCGCAGAUGCAAGGCUUGAAGGCAACUACAACCCGCAAGAAAUGGCUCGAAUGGUGACUUGUGCCGCUGCUAGCAUUCGCUAUUCGGGGCGUAAACGUCCAAAGAUGAGCCAGAUAGUAAGAGCAUUAGAAGGAGAAGUGUCACUGGAUGCUUUAAACGAAGGUGUGAAGCCAGGACAGAGUAACAUUUACGGGUCAUCGGGAGCAAGCUCAGAUUAUAGUCAGACAUCUUACAACGCAGACAUGAAGAAGUUCAGACAGAUAGCUUUGUCGAGCACAGAGUUCCCAAUCAGUGACUGUGAAGGAACACCUAGUCAUGAUUCCAGAGAGAUGGGAACUAAAAGCCCUGCUCCUCAUCAAUGAGAGAGAUCAAUGAAUGAUUAAAAGAAGAGAUUUUUGGGGGGUUCUGAGAGUAGAACCAAUGUAAGCUAAAAAGCAAUGUCAUUGAGAUUGGAUUUUUUUUAUACUUUUUCGACUAAGUUGUGUUAUGUUUAGAUCGUUACGUAUGUGUAUGAUUGAUUCAAACAUGA
Molecule: messenger RNA, 2165 nt
Organism: Capsella rubella
Lineage: Eukaryota; Viridiplantae; Streptophyta; Magnoliopsida; Brassicales; Brassicaceae
Product: proline-rich receptor-like protein kinase PERK4
Exons: 9
Coding region: 118-1998 (626 amino acids)
Biological process (GO): protein phosphorylation
Molecular function (GO): ATP binding; protein kinase activity
Source: RefSeq, a predicted model, not a curated record